UCAGGUCCAACAUUUACUAUUUGGGGAAAGAAUGCGUGCCCGAAUGUGAAUGGUACAGAAAUGGUUUACAAUGGAUUUACAGGUGGAAAAAGCUACUCAGAAAAGGGGGGUGGUGCGAACACACUUUGUCUUCCUCACAAUCCAGAAAAGCUACCGUAUGGUAUUUCCGUUAUAGACGGUGACGACUUCGGGCACCUGUAUGGAGCAGAGUACCAAUUCUCCGUACAUCGCGUCCACAUACAGGAAGAUGUUCCAUGUGCUGUAUGUCGGGUCAAAAUGGCGUCUUCUUCCAUCAUGAUCCCGGGAAAACACUCUUGUCCGACAUACUGGCGAAAGCAGUAUUCUGGAUUCUUGACGGCAAGUUGGCAUGAAUAUGAAAGUACAGAAUAUCUUUGUCUGGACGAUGAUCCAGAUUUCAUAGAAGGAUCCAGGCGCGACGACAACGGAAGGUUGUUUUACCCUGUGAAAACCGUGUGUGGUUCUCUCCCUUGCCCGCCAUAUGAGAACAAUGUUCUCGUGGGAUGUGUUGUUUGCUCAAAGUAGAAUAUAAUUCAUAAUAUG
This is a messenger RNA of Saccostrea echinata, 561 nucleotides long. RefSeq lists its product as uncharacterized. NCBI's taxonomy places the organism in Eukaryota, Metazoa, Mollusca, Bivalvia, Ostreida, Ostreidae. The record is from RefSeq and is a predicted model, not a curated record. The transcript is spliced from 2 exons. The annotation marks the transcript as partial.